Messenger RNA from Sporothrix schenckii 1099-18, 1881 nucleotides. RefSeq names its product oxidoreductase. Lineage: Eukaryota; Fungi; Ascomycota; Sordariomycetes; Ophiostomatales; Ophiostomataceae. The record is from RefSeq and is a predicted model, not a curated record. The transcript has 2 exons. Gene Ontology annotation, molecular function: nucleotide binding. Bases 1 to 1881 code for a protein of 626 amino acids.
AUGACAAUCAAGGUUGCCCUCGUCGGCUUGUCCACCAACGCCGUCACCAGCUGGGCCGCCAGCGCGCACCUGCCGUACUUGCUGUCGGAGCGCGGGCGCAAACGCUUCCAGAUUGUGGCGCUGCUCAACUCGAGCGUCGACGCCGCCCGCGCGGCCAUCAAGCACUUUGGCCUGCCGGCCGACACGACGGCGGCGUACGGCAAGGCGGAGGCGCUGGCAGCGGACAUUGUGGCCGGCAAGCUCGAGGUGAACUUCGUGUCGGUGGCCACGCGCGUGGAUCUGCACUACCCCGUACUGCUGCCCAUCUUGAAGGCGGUGGCUGCCAAGCGGCAGGAUGCACCCAAGGACUUUGGCGUGUACGCCGAGUGGCCACUGGCGGCCAACCACAAGGAGGCCGGCGAGCUGGUGGAUCUCACCCAGCAACACGGCAUCCGGACCGCCGUCGGCCUGCAGGGCCGGCUGGCGCCUCCGUACCUGGCGGUGCGCGACGUGAUUGCCUCGGGGCGGCUGGGCCGCGUGCUGAGCAGCAAAGCGUACGGCUACGGCGGGUCCGCGACGCGCACGGCGCUGCUGGAGUCGCUGGGCUACUUUGCAGACCGGUCCGUCGGCGGCAACGUCGUCACCAUCACCCUCGGCCACACCAUUGACCCGAUCCAGUUUGUGCUGGGCGAGCUGUCGGCGACCAACACCAAGACGGUCUCGCAGCUGCAGCGCCCGCAGAUCGAGCUGCAAAAGCCCGGCGCCAAAGAGGGCGAGUGGGUCGUGGCCAAGACGGUGACGUCCAACGUGCCGGAUCUCGUGACGGUGGUGGGCACCCUGGACAAGAAGGACGGCAAGGGGGCCGAAACCGACAACUUUAGCGACGGCACGGCCACCCUCCUCGUGCGUCUGGCCCGCGGCGAGCCCUUCCCCGGCGAGCCCGCCUACAUCUGGUCGAUUGUCGGCGACAAGGCCGAGCUGCGGCUGGUGUCGGCCAACAAUCUCGCGAUCCAAGCGCUUGGCGACAACAAGAGCGAGAGCCCGUUGGCGGUCAAGCUGUCGCUCUACGACUACGCGACGGGCGAGGUGACGGACGUGCCCUGGCAGUGGCAGGACUGGCAGAACGCGCUGGAGCCGCUGCCGGCCCGCAGCAUUGGCGCGCUGUACGAGGCGUACGCCGACGGGCGGGAGGCGGACUAUGCGACGUUUGCGGAUGCCCAGGCGAGGCACGUUCAGUUUGAUGGCUGGCUGGACGAGUUUGAAAAGCAGACGCAUGCAGAACAAUUAGUAACCGCCCCGGCCCCGGCCACCUCCGCGCGAGAAGCCACCGCUGCCGCCACGGCCACCGCGCGAGAAACCACCACCGCCGCCACGGGAGAAACCGCCGCCGCCGCCGCGCGAGAAGCCGCCGCUGCCGCCACGGCCACCACCGCCGAAACCGCCCCGACCGCGCGGUGCGCCACGGCCGCGACCGCCGGCACCAAAGCCGCCACGGCCACCGCCUCGGCCACCGGCGCCGCCCAUGCCGGGCUUCUUGACGCGCUUCUCCGUGCCCGGUGGGGGCUUGGGCUUGGGGAGGAAGCGCUCAAAGGGCAGCAGCUUGUCGCUGCUGAGGAAGAACUUGUCGCCGGCCUUGAAGCUGGCGGCCUGGAUGCCCUCGGAGGGCUUGAUGGUGAAGUAGACCUGGUUGAUGGGGCCGAGGACCUCGUCGACCUUGCCGACGUUGGUCUUGUUCUCGAGGAAGACAAAGGCGUUGAACUGGGGGAUCUUGCUGGCGUUGACGCUCUUGCAGACCAUCUCGCCCUCGCAGGCGUGCACAAACGCGCCCAUCUCGACGACGGAGGCCGGCGGGCCCAUGUCGCGCGGCGCAAAGCCGCCGCGGCCUGUUGCGAGCUACGUUAG